This is a messenger RNA of Indicator indicator, 931 nucleotides long. It is a transcript of the gene TMEM186, whose product is annotated as transmembrane protein 186. Lineage: Eukaryota; Metazoa; Chordata; Aves; Piciformes; Indicatoridae. The coding region runs from base 1 to 774 and encodes 257 amino acids. Gene Ontology annotation, cellular component: mitochondrion. The record is from RefSeq and is a predicted model, not a curated record. The transcript is spliced from 2 exons.
AUGGGGGCUAUAACGAUCUGUCCCGCUAGGCUCUGCCGGAUUAGGACUAAAGUCUGCAUGGCACCAUCUUUUGGGAGAUGUCUGCAAAAUGAGCUCUGGACAAGGUCAUGGAAGAAGGAAGAUGCUCACCCACCCUGGUUUUUGGGUCCAAGGGAGUGUUUACAGUCACUAAAGCAGCGAGUUAAAGGUGCCAGUAGUUAUCAUGGGAGACAGCAAGAGCCAGCUGUGUGUCUGUGCCAUUCAGCCCCUGCUGCUGUGGUCCAACAGACUGCUGUGGAGCAGAAGACAGAAGAGUUCAAGCUGGUAUACAGGUUUCCAGGGAUUAAAUACUGCAGGGUGCUGUCCAGAUUGAAGCUGUUGCAGACUGCCACCACCAUGGUCAUGCUGCCACCCAUCACCUACCUCUAUUUGCAGGACCAGGUUUCUCAGAGCGUCCUCUUGUACACAAGUGGAAUUGCACUCUUUGCUGGUGCCAUGCUGUACACUAUGAGCUACUUUUUGAGACGAAUCAUUGGAUUCAUCUACUUAAAUGAAAGUGGCCAGACUGUCAGAGUGGCUCACCUGACCUUCUGGGGAAGGCGGAAUGACGUUUACUGCCCCAAAGAGACAGUGGUGCCUUUGGAUGAAGUUGGAGACAGCAAGGGGGAGCUGCUGCUGCAGUUCAAACGGUAUAAUAGCAGAGAUAUUUUGUAUUUCACCAUUAAGUAUGGACAAAUUGUAGACAGACAAAAGUUUACUCAAAUAUUUGGAGAACUUGAGCGAUACAGCAGCUAAUUUCCAGUAGCUUUUCUUGCUGUGUGUUCAUUGUGCGUACUCUUCUGUGAAGUUUAACUGGUUGGCCUGACUGAUGUUCUUGUGUCAUUUUCCUGUGCAUAGCCUGCUGGUAAGGGCACUGUGCAGGAAGUAAAGAACAAUCCACUGCAUUCAGUGU